AUGCAUCACCACUCGGGGACGGACGUUGCGGUGCUGUCGUGCGACAGGACGCACUUGAGUUCACAAACCCGCGACGCCUUUCUGGCUGCGUUUCUAGCACCGACUGCCUACACGAAAGCAAACGUCGGCAACAAACGCUCGUGUCCUUUUGCAGCUCCUGUCAAGCGACCGCGCCUCCGGUCACCCGUUUUCCAGCUGCAACCAGCAGCUGAAAAAAAGAGGGACUCUCAAUUGGUACCUGCUCGACCGACAGUGCCCAUCCACGCUCUGCCCACGGCCAGCAGCGGCGUGGAUGCCAAUCGGCUGCAGAGCAUCUUGCAGGCGUUCCGUCUGCAAGCGCAGCGGGACGCGGAUUCGGGCUUUGUAGCCAUGCGGACCUUGAACAAUGACUCGCUCGAGUACGACGCGAGUGUCGACGCCUUGACGUUCGAGACAAUGGAGAAGAACGUGGCGGAGCAGUACGCUCAAGUGGCUCAAGUGUUCCAAGACGCGGGACUGACGGACUCGAUUACGGAGCUCUCGGACGCGCAGGUGGUCACGCAAGGCCCGCACGGUCCAUUCGUGCGCUUUGCAACGGCCAAAGUUGCGCCGUUUGCCCUGGACACAGUGAGUCAAGCCAUGUGGAAGGGUGCACAGAAGAGGGCGGUGCGCAACAUGAAAGAUCUCGAGGGGACGACGACGGAAGGAGACGGGAGUGUCGUGUACCUCAAGACCGAGUGCAUGUUGCAGGACGAUUCGGUCGGUGCAAGGGGGAUUCCUGUGCUGCUCCGUGGCGUCUGUCGUCGUUACGUCGAGUCGGAUCGCAUCGUGCUGGUCUGGGAAGGCCGAGGGGACUGGCCGAAGAAUUACAUUCGGAGUCACCCGAGCAGUGUCCCGAUCCGGGAACGUGGCUACUGUGUCGUGCAGACUGUUCAAAGUGAAAAGGUCAAGGGCAGACGUGAUGCAGCUCCUCUGAGUUUAUUCCAGACUUGUGUCUGCAUGACGCCGGGUCUAUCAGCAGGCAUUGACAUGGACAGUCCCGAGUGUUUAGACAUGCUCUCGGACUCGGUGAUCCCGUCGUACCGCAAGAUUUUGGAUGCUCGCGAGCAAAUGCUGGAGAAUGCGCUACUGGACGAGAUGAUCCAGUCUAAGAUGCGCGGACCGAUGAGGAGAUAG
This is a messenger RNA of Peronospora matthiolae, 1155 nucleotides long. The record is from the annotation of a GenBank genome assembly. NCBI's taxonomy places the organism in Eukaryota, Oomycota, Peronosporomycetes, Peronosporales, Peronosporaceae.